Anoplophora glabripennis (Asian longhorned beetle) is the source of this 528-nucleotide messenger RNA. Its product is annotated as cytochrome c oxidase subunit 5B, mitochondrial-like. Gene Ontology annotation, biological process: mitochondrial electron transport, cytochrome c to oxygen. Gene Ontology annotation, cellular component: mitochondrial envelope. The transcript is spliced from 2 exons. The record is from RefSeq and is a predicted model, not a curated record. The coding region runs from base 91 to 456 and encodes 121 amino acids. Lineage: Eukaryota; Metazoa; Arthropoda; Insecta; Coleoptera; Cerambycidae.
CGAAACGACCUCUUGUUGUUGGGUAGUUGACAGAUUAUCGGAGACGGAAUUUGUUAAAAAAUCUGCGAACCUUACAUUUCCGAAACCAAAAUGGCUUCUUUGUGUGGUAGAAUUGCCGCAUCUACUGCAAGAAAACAUGUCUUGUGUUCGAGUUACAGGUUUGCCUCAAAAGUCACUAUGGGUGAUCCAGUAGAACAUGCCACUGGUCUUGAAAAACGUGAAUUAUUAGCCAAAGUAGCCGGAAACGAAAAUCCUUUUGACUUGAAAGUUAUUAAACGAGGUGCUGGUACAAAAGUCCAACCAAAUGAAAUUCCUUCAGCUUUUGAUGCCCGUCUCGUAGGAUGUAUUUGUGAAGAAGAGUCCACUAGCAUAAACUGGAUGUGGCUACAUAAGGGAGAACCUAAGAGAUGCGAAUGUGGACAUUGGUUCAACCUUGUUCACAAAGCUCCCGUAUAAACUUUACUUAAUAUUGCUCUGUGCUCUAGACUAAUAUAGCGUUUUAAUGUAAUAAAUUUAUUUGUUCUUAUA